AUGGCUCCCACUCGUGCCCAAUUGAUCGAAACCGCCACAACCCUCGUCAAGGCAUUCGAAACACUCGAGGUCGAAGACGUAUUGGCCAAACGCAGUGCCAAAUCGAUACAGCAACUGUUGCCCGAGUCUCUCGGUCGUGGACCUCGUGACCGCGAAUCCUUUGGUCAAUACAUCGGUGGCAUCAAGCAACUGAUCCCCAAUGGAUUCCGAGUCACCUUCAACAAGGAACCCAUUGUCGACGAGGCGGCCCGUAAAGUGGUCAUCUUUGCAAAGACAGCAGCCGACACAAUCGCGGGGCCAUAUCAUAACGAAUAUGUCUUCAUCAUCCAUAUGAAUGAGGAGGGAACCCUGGCUGACAGGGUCGAAGAGUUUCUCGACAGCUGGUUGGUGAAGGAGUUGGAGUCGAAAAUGGAUGCUAUGAAGAAGCAGAUUCCAAACUGA
This is a messenger RNA of Exophiala bonariae, 441 nucleotides long. RefSeq lists its product as uncharacterized. The transcript has a single exon. Bases 1 to 441 code for a protein of 146 amino acids. The record is from RefSeq and is a predicted model, not a curated record. Lineage: Eukaryota; Fungi; Ascomycota; Eurotiomycetes; Chaetothyriales; Herpotrichiellaceae.